UGCGCCGAUCUCUCCAAUCGCGACCCUUUGCAAAAGCGUACAUUGCCUUCUCUCAAAUCUCACUUUCUCUCUCGCAGUAGCAAAAAAAAAAAAACGCAGUUUCUGCCUCUCUAUUACCAUUUAAUUGAUCACGUUUACAAAGUGGGGCAUAUUGUUCAAAAUAUGGGUGUCCGUGCACGCAGACGACUGAAACGCAGAGCACAACGGGGUUUCUAUUUUUUCUCCGAGAUAUAAAGGCACUCAUGUGUGCUCCGCAGGGCGGUAAUUAUUUUUUCAUGGGGUUUGUAUUGCAUUGCUAUGACGCUGCUGUACGUUGCUCACCGGCACUAACGCGCAACACGUACAGCGAGGAUUAGAACGCAGAUUUAACAAUGGAGCUCGCGGAGAUAUGUACACAUCUGCAGUAGAUCUCGAGGGCUCAAAAUAAUGUAGCACCCUAGCCCGGACCAGUUGCAUUCGAACUGCGGACCUCUGUGUACCUUAGUGGACUAACUAAACCCCUCGGGAUCAUAUCAAACUUCUUUGUUGGAGUUUUCUUUCUCAGGAUAUUGCUAAGCGACGAAGCCAUCAUGCUGAAAUCAAAGAAGAAAGUGGAAGAGCGGUCCAAUACCGUGCCAGACGAACUUAUGAUGAGUAAAAGAAGAGAAUAUAAGAAUGUCAUGCAGAAGGUCGUGGGGCGCCAGGGCAGCACGAAAGGAGGGCGCUCUUCAUCACCAGACCGCAAACAACGCCAGCGGCAGAUGUUGCAAGAAAUCCGCCAAAAUAUCUCCGAGGUUCGCUUUGAGACGGGCGAAGCGAUUGGGGCGAUGGGCACCGACAUGAAUCGAAUGGGUAAGAGGUUGAGCCGCUCAAGCACGACAGAGGCCGAUGAUGAGCCGAACCUUCCCGGCGACUACGGCGCAACGGACACUUUGCGCAUGAUGAAGCAGCUGAUAAUCGAUCAGCGGGAUAAAGAAGAGAGGGAAUCGACCGCGAAGGCGGCAUGUUCGACGCCCAAACCGCCGGCCGACAAAGUUGCUAAAUGCAGGCCGGCCUCUACGACCACUACCGCUGAGAUCGCUCCAUGUACCAGCAGAACCAGCAACGUCGUCGCAGCCGACAGCGACGAUAUCGUAGUAGAAGAGAGAUAAACUUCGCAACCUAGGCUUGAGUCGCGGCUCUUCCAUGACGACGGCGGCAAGUUAAUGAAUACCUUUACUCUUUUCGCGUUUCUUACAGAGACGAUUGUGAAAACAGUCAACGAUUUGAUACGAGUGGGACUGUAAUAACGCGACAUCGUGCUUGCUAUGUUUACCCAUAUGCUUAUGGAAGCAUACGGCGAAGGGUCAUAGAUUACCUAUAACAUGCAGGCGGAACGAAGCACAUGUUCAUUUUAAUAGCGAACAAAUAGCCUGUGUAAGGGUUUAAAGGACUAGUCGCGUACCACCAAUAAUGGUAACGAUCAAACAAAAAACCUGGUCCAUGCAGAAUUGAGUCUCUAUGUUACACAUGUUUAUGAGCAUAUUACCGCCACCAUUUGCUUGGAUCCAAUACAAUCUCUACAUAGAUGAUUAUAAUAAUUACAUAUAUGGCGAUAUGUGGCCACGUUUUCAAGGUUCACUAAGUCAAAAGACUAUCGUUUACGAAACAUAAUAUUAUCACCAAUUUACUGAAUCUGGUACAGAAUUUAAGAACAAGUAUUGUCACGUUCACAGCUUUAAUAUACUACCCAUAACUAGGUAUAGGGCCAACUUAAAGUGAAAUCAGAUAUAUUUAUUCCAAUGUAUUCAUAUGUAAUAAAUUCCAUAUUGGAACUGUUGUAUCGUAUUCCAUUGAAGGAGUACAAAUUAUGCAAUGCCUUAUUUUAUUUUCAUGCACAAUAUAGUUUACUAUAUAUUAUCCGAUAGAUUUCUUACCGCCUGGACGUACAUACUGUUUGUGAAAACGUUGUACUGCAGUCUAACCGAUUCGUACAUGAGUCAAGGAAUUAGGUUUAUUUCUUUGCCACGUUUGACGGACAUUACGGAUAUACCUCUUGGAAAGUAAAUUCGUUGCCAUUAGAGCUUUGGAGCAACUGUUUGGAAACUACCAUAUUUUUUUCUAUGAAAACGAGGAGGCAGAAAUAGUAUACAAAUUUACACUGUCUUGAGAGGUUCCGGUUAAAACUAUGCGCAAUAGGUGACUCCAAUAGCACUAUUGGCACCGAGGCCAAUAGUUUUAACCAAUACCUCGAAAAGAAAGCAUGAUAUAUUUUAUUUUAUAUCCUGCAACAAAAAUUUAUUUACAAAAGAAAAAAAGAAUUAGAACUAUUAAAACAA
This is a messenger RNA of Strongylocentrotus purpuratus (purple sea urchin), 2297 nucleotides long. RefSeq lists its product as uncharacterized. NCBI's taxonomy places the organism in Eukaryota, Metazoa, Echinodermata, Echinoidea, Camarodonta, Strongylocentrotidae. The record is from RefSeq and is a predicted model, not a curated record. The coding region runs from base 570 to 1130 and encodes 186 amino acids. The transcript has 3 exons.